This is a messenger RNA of Blepharisma stoltei, 210 nucleotides long. The record is from the annotation of a GenBank genome assembly. NCBI's taxonomy places the organism in Eukaryota, Ciliophora, Heterotrichea, Heterotrichida, Blepharismidae.
AUGAUCAUGGUUUAUGGAGACCCUGAUCAAAUUUUUAUUGAAAAAUGAUGGUUAUUAUUUUCAAAAAAAAUAAAAUCAAAAUUUCAAAGGAAUUUUCUUAUUUUACUGCAAAACUAUGAUUCACACCUCGUAAUUUUGAAUUUAAAAUCAAAAAAAUUCUUCCCUUUUUUCUUGGUUUUUUUUUCAGAAAAUUGCAUCUGCCCACUUUAG